Messenger RNA from Adineta ricciae, 1110 nucleotides. The record is from the annotation of a GenBank genome assembly. NCBI's taxonomy places the organism in Eukaryota, Metazoa, Rotifera, Eurotatoria, Adinetida, Adinetidae.
AUGUUCGAGUUACUUCGCUAUGUAUGCGAACUCAUAUUUGGUUCAUCGUUAGCCUUAUCGCGUGAGAGUUUCGAAUAUCUUUCCGUACACCUUCAUAAUAUCAUUGUUCAACUUAUACAACAAGCGUUCACAAUUGCAUUGAGAGCAAAACGAACUCAACUGCUAGGUGAUGAUCUACAGAUAGUUCUCAAGUGUCGAAAUAUUCCUCCAUUGUUUGGUUAUUGCCAUUCAUCAACUACAAAUAGAGCAUCAUCAUUCAAGAGUGUAUAUCAAGGUGCACGUACUCUCUUUUAUCAGAAUGAUACGAUCAUUAAUUUCAGUGAAAUACAGUCGAUAACAACAAACACUUUACGUGAUAAAAUACUUUUGGACGUGGAAUGGUUAGCUAUUGAAGGAGAACAAAAACUUCCACCAAUAAAACUGUCGUACUUUAAUAACUCCAUAUUAAAAGUGGAACAACAGCUUUAUCUAUCAUUUUUGCAGUCAAAAAACUUCAAUGAAGAAAUUCAAAAUGCACUAAGUAAUGAUCAAAUCGCUUUGAAUACUAUUCUUCCUCAAUUGAUCGACUGGUAUCGAAAUAAUAUCUGUGAAUGUUUAAUACAUAGUUGUCGAUUAGAAAAACGCCGACACCUUGCCUAUUAUCUAACAAUGAUCAAUUAUUUACUUCAAAAUUCGGCGACUGUCAUUGACCACUAUCUAUACAUCAUCUCACCGAUAAUUCUCACAUGUUUCUUGUAUGAAUAUGAGGUUGAUGAUCCGUCGGAUUUUAACGUCAACAACGACGAAUCAGUUAUCAAUACUGGUCAUAUCUGGUCACUUCGUAUUUUAUCUGCUCAAGCUUGCAUUAAAAUAUUACGACGUUCGAAUUUCCUUAUUUAUGACACUUUUACCGUUCGUAUUUUUUCUCGACUUAUCUAUUCAUUGACUCUUUCAAGUACACCAUCUUCUCUCAUCUAUGCUAUUCUCUAUUUAUUCGAACGAUUAGGUUGUCGUGUAUGUCGUACAUUUCUUUUACCAUAUCUGGUAGACAUAGACUCAGUAAAGGUAUUUUCUUCAAAAGCAAUACUUAGUAUACUUGAACGUAUUGCUUUAUUGACCACAAUAAAAUAA